Suillus fuscotomentosus is the source of this 1662-nucleotide messenger RNA. RefSeq lists its product as uncharacterized. The transcript has 7 exons. The record is from RefSeq and is a predicted model, not a curated record. The coding region runs from base 1 to 1662 and encodes 553 amino acids. Lineage: Eukaryota; Fungi; Basidiomycota; Agaricomycetes; Boletales; Suillaceae. Gene Ontology annotation, molecular function: protein binding.
AUGCCUGGUAGCUCAGAAAGCCAAUAUAUCAGACUUGAAGUCAUCAACGGAAAGAAUCUUCGAGUCCCCUCCUGGCGCAUUCCCGCUGGCAUUUAUGUGUCCAUCAAUGUCGACCUGAGGAGACGCUGGAAAUUGGCCAUUAGUGUCUUAUCAUCCCACGAAUCUGUAGCAUGGGGUAAUAUUGUCAUCACAUUUUUUUUACCAGUGAUAUCAAUGGAGAUCAGAGCAUCCUAUGAGCUCGGUCGAAUACCAGGUGGUGGAGAGCUCAUCGGAGAACUCCAAAUGUCGUGGGAUGAGCUAUUUGAUCUAUCCUUCCCACUCGUGCGAGGCGUUCACCCUUCCAUCACACUGAAGGUUGCCGUUGUACAUUAUGACGAUCAGGAUAGUGCACUGUUUGAUUCGCUCGUAGACUUCGAGAUUGCUCGAGAGAUAGAUGUGGGCCACGCACAAUUUGCCUCAUGCGACGAGCAAGACAGUCUCUCACCUGAAUGCUUCUGUAGAGCAUUUUCACUCUCAUCGACCUCGCAUGGGCCCGCCUUGAAGGCUACGCCUGAAAUGAUCUUCAAGACAUCGAUGCCACCACUUCUCUUCCGUGACGCCCUUGCAUUGCGAGCGCUGACUUGGCGCCACUACAAGAAAAGUACCGCUGCCGACAUCCGCGAAGCCGCCCAACUCUAUCAUGAGCUACUGCCUCUCUGUCCAAAGGGCACAUACCUUCGUAGCAUUGCGGCAGGGAGAAAUGGUGUCAAUUAUGUGAUCAACGGAUGCAACAAUCUUCCAAAAGACGCAUCUGAUGAAGGCAUCCACCUUCGAAGCGUCGUCCUCGAGCUCUGUCCUCUAGGCCAUCAACUUCGUCCCAGAGCCCUCAUUGAGCUUGCACAUGCAGUUGCAGCACGCCUUGACCAGCACGGUAGCAUCGAUGAUCUUGACAUGAGCAUACGGCUUGGUCAUGAAGCCGUGUCUCUGCACCCCGAGGGACAUGCUAGCCGUGAUUUCUACUUGAACAACUUUGCUUGUACACUCGCGUCCCGCUUCAGGCACCAAGGCAAACCUAGUGACCUUGAUGAGGCCAUAUCUUUGCACGAAAAAGCGCUGCGCCUGCGUCCUGUUGAACACGAGUCUCGAUUGAUCAACCUAGGGCUCGCCCUCGUCGCCCGUUUCAACACACGCAACGAUUUUGACGACAUCAAUCGAGCUAUCAGCCUCCUUGGCGAGGCACUGACAUCACACCCACCCGAGCAUCCACAUCGUGACAUCACACUUAACAACCUUGCCCUCGCGCUCGAAAUCAGAUAUAACAAAUUGUAUGUUAGUGAGGAUCUUAACGAGGCCAUUGAUCGGUGUCACGAAUCGCUUCGGUUAAAGCGGCUUGGCGAUCCAGAGCACCAUAGAACUCUUUUGGAUUUGAGCUCGGCACUCUGCUCUCGUUUCACGCAAACUCAGAAGAACGAAGAUGUUUGGGAGGCCAUUACUCUUUGUCAAGAAUCGUUGGCAGCUCUGUCUUCGCUACACCCGGACAGGUAUUUCACCUACAUGCGGCUGCAGAAGGCUUAUUUAUCUCGUUAUCGGAUUAUACACGACCCUGCUGAUUUGGCGCUCGCUAUAGAGAACUUCAGACUCGCAUCAGGAUAUCCUACUAAAGGCUUUCCGAAUCGUAUUUGA